AUGGCAAGCAUGGCUGUCCAACUGCUGGGGUUCUCUGUGGCUCUUCUUGGGUUCGUUGGGACCAUCGUUGCCACCGUACUGCCUCACUGGUGGAGAACGGCGCACGUGGGUACCAACAUCAUCACCGCCGUAGCCUACAUGAAGGGCCUAUGGAUGGAGUGCGUGUGGCAUAGCACCGGCAUUUACCAGUGCCAAGUUCACCAGUCUCAGCUAGCACUCCCGCGUGACCUGCAGAUUGCUCGAGCCAUGAUGGUCUCAUCCUGUGUCGUUUCGAUAUUGUCCUGCGUGGUGUCAGUCUUUGGCAUGAAGUGUACUCAAUGUGCGAAGGGCUCGUCGACAAAGAAGUCAAUUGCUGUUCUUGGUGGGACUUUCUUUAUCCUGGCUGGGUUCCUGUGCUUGAUUCCCAUAGCAUGGACUACCAAUGAUGUGAUCCAAGCCUUCUACCAUCCUUCGCUUCCAUUCGGCAUGAAGUACGAGAUAGGGCAGGCUCUCUACGUUGGCUUUAUCUCUGGGGGGCUAACAAUAGUUGGAGGAGCGAUGCUACUCUUCUCAUCAUGUCAACGCAAUGUUGAGCAGGUACCAUACAUCCAUGCACCAUACAACACCAGAUUGACUCCAUCGAGGAGAUUACCAACUGUCCACAAAAGCAGCCAUUCUCCCGCGUGGUCAUCUGCUUCGCGCCAUGGGUAUCAAAUCAAUGACUUUGUCUGAGUGCUUGACGACUACGCAACGAGACACUUAUGUGCAAUGACUGAAAUUCUAUUUAUGACGUUCAAUAAUUCGAUGUUUACUGUGUUUGUAAAGCUAUGAGGAAGAUCUCUGAUGUAUAUUGAGGAGGAAAGACUUGUAUAUAUACGGCACGGGAUGCUUAUCUUUUACAUUUUAUUACGGAAUUCUACGCGGAGUAAAUAGUGUUACUGGGAAGACCAUUUAUCAA
This is a messenger RNA of Spea bombifrons (plains spadefoot toad), 937 nucleotides long. RefSeq names its product claudin 14 (gene CLDN14). Gene Ontology annotation, biological process: cell adhesion; bicellular tight junction assembly. NCBI's taxonomy places the organism in Eukaryota, Metazoa, Chordata, Amphibia, Anura, Pelobatidae. The record is from RefSeq and is a predicted model, not a curated record. The transcript has a single exon. Gene Ontology annotation, cellular component: plasma membrane; bicellular tight junction. The coding region runs from base 1 to 711 and encodes 236 amino acids. Gene Ontology annotation, molecular function: structural molecule activity.